AGAGGCGGGACUUCCGCUCGCCCCGCUGUUGUCGUCCCUGCUCGGACUCGCUUGGGUAGGGGCUCGGUGCGGAUCCUCAGUCAUGAAGUCCGGGUAGCGACUUCUCCCGAGUGCCCGCGAGCCUGGGUUCCGGGGCCGGACUUCAGGUACCUUCAGAGGCCAGAAGAGGGAAACCGGAAGAGGUUUGUGAGCCACCUGACAUGGAUGCUGGCAUCCAAACCUGGGUCCUCUGCAAGAUCAACAACUGCUUUUAACUGCUGAGCCAUCUUUCCAGCCUCCGUAGUAUUCAAUGUGAUUUACGAGAUGCUGCUCUCCAUAGGGAUGCUCAUGCUGUCUGCCACACAAGUCUACACCAUCUUGACGGUGCAGCUCUUUGCAUUCCUGAACCUGCUGCCUGUAGAAGCAGACAUUUUAGCAUAUAAUUUUGAAAAUGCAUCUCAGACAUUUGAGGAUCUUCCAGCAAGAUUUGGCUAUAGGCUACCAGCUGAAGGCUUAAAGGGCUUUUUGAUUAACUCGAAACCAGAGAAUGCUUGUGAACCUAUAGUGCCUCCACCACUAAAAGACAAUUCAUCCAGCACUUUUAUCGUUUUGAUUAGAAGACUUGAUUGUAAUUUUGAUAUAAAGGUUUUAAAUGCACAGAGAGCAGGAUACAAAGCAGCCAUAGUUCACAAUGUAGACUCUGAUGACCUGAUUAGCAUGGGAUCCAACGACAUUGAAACAUUAAAGAAAAUUGACAUUCCAUCUGUCUUCAUUGGUGAGUCAUCAGCUAAUUCCCUGAAAGAUGAAUUCACAUAUGAAAAAGGGGGCCAUGUAAUCUUAGUUCCAGAACUGAGUCUUCCUUUGGAGUACUAUCUGAUUCCUUUCCUCAUCAUAGUGGGCAUCUGCCUCAUCCUGAUAGUCAUUUUUAUGAUCACAAAAUUUGUCCAGGACAGACAUAGAAACAGAAGAAACAGACUUCGUAAAGAUCAACUUAAAAAACUCCCUGUACAUAAGUUCAAGAAGGGAGAUGAAUAUGAUGUAUGUGCCAUUUGUUUGGAAGAAUAUGAAGAUGGAGAUAAACUAAGAAUCCUUCCCUGUUCCCAUGCUUAUCACUGCAAGUGUGUAGAUCCCUGGCUAACUAAAACCAAAAAAACCUGUCCAGUCUGCAAACAAAAAGUUGUUCCUUCCCAAGGUGAUUCGGACUCUGACACCGACAGCAGUCAGGAGGAAAAUGAAGUGUCAGAGCACACCCCUUUACUUCCGCCUUCCGCGUCGGUCAGGGCCCCGUCAUUUGGGUCUUUGUCGGCAUCCCACUCACAUCAGAACAUGACCGAGUCUUCCGACUACGAGGAGGAUGACAACGAGACCGACAGCAGUGAUGCCGACAACGAGGUCACUGAGCACAGUGUUGUGGUCCAGCUGCAGCCUGAUGGUGAACCGGACUACAACACAGCAAACACCGUGUGACGUCCAAGUGGCUGGUUCAUUUCCCUUUCACAUGUUCAUUUAGACAUAUGAGUUGAUUCUUCUGCUCCCUUUAGAGGUUUCUGUAGAAAUAACUUAUUUUUUAGUUUUCUAGUGUAAUCACGUUCCUGAAAUAGACUGUUUGAUCUAUGAUACUUAUCUCCAAUAGUAUACAUCCAUCUCACUAACAAGUAACAGACUGGUGCUGUAACUCAGGCAGCAAACCAGCUCUCUGGGGAUGAUGAAAUGUAGCCAGGACACUUUUAAAAUCCUCAGUACAGCUUGAAGUGCAGACCUCGAUCACAGUAUGCAAAUGUCUUACACAUGAAGUUGGCUAUGGUCAUCUAGCAUGAGCUAAAACCACUCUCACUUCCAUAAAGUUGCCUACAAUUGUUGGGUUGGCACAUGUCUGUUCUGAUAUUUCCCAUCAUGAUUAGUGAGUGGCAAUGGGCAAUUUAGGAUAUUUCUUCUUAGAACCACGGAGAAACUAAAAGAUAUCAUUUUCCUCCCUAUUCCCAAAUAGUUUUCCCUCAUAGGAAUGGUCUAGUAUAAACUUCAAAUAUUUUAUGUUAAGGUUUUUAAAAACACUAUAGUGUUAUGAGUUUGAUUCCACAGGAACGUCUCUGGAUCUUACUUUCCAUACUUCAGUAUCCUUUUGUGUUGCAAUAAAAAAUGCUGCAUAAAAAUACCAAAUUUCAGCAACUGUAAUAUUGAGAUCGUAUACCUCUUCAUAAAGAACAUCUUAUGCUAGUUAGCCCUGCUGAACCAUGUGCAGAGGAAAUUGUUCAAGUAUUGGGUUUGAAAAUAAGUGCUUUUGCUUAACAGAACUAAUGUAUUGAGGCAAUGUAUUAUGAAAAGCUAAAUUAUAUAACUGUAACUAUGUAGAAAAUAUACUUAAGUAUAAUCAGAAUGCUAAGAAUUUUUAUAUGGCCUUGUAUGAUGGGAGCUUCAAUGUUAAUAAAUGUUUUCCACUUGAAAAGCCACAAGUAUUUGUUCUGAUGAACUCUUACCACAUUAGCCUUAUAUGCAGGGUGCUAUAAAGGAAAAUGAUGGCGAUCAUAAUCACCUUAGGGUUUUAUACAAGGUUACUUACUAGCUACUCACAGGCUUUUAGGCAUACCCACCAAAGUUAACACUGUAGCCAAAAUUAUCCCCUAAAUAGUGUAAAUUAGGGAACUCUGUUGUAAAUUGUGGCACAUGCUUUACAGUAGAUGUAUGUAGUGACAUGGGAAACUGAAUAAAAUUAUGUUAUAGAAUAAAUAUAUCAGGUGUA
Molecule: messenger RNA, 2716 nt
Organism: Chionomys nivalis (European snow vole)
Lineage: Eukaryota; Metazoa; Chordata; Mammalia; Rodentia; Cricetidae
Gene: Rnf13
Product: ring finger protein 13
Exons: 11
Coding region: 304-1446 (380 amino acids)
Biological process (GO): protein ubiquitination; ubiquitin-dependent protein catabolic process; positive regulation of DNA-templated transcription
Cellular component (GO): nucleoplasm; cytoplasm
Molecular function (GO): ubiquitin protein ligase activity
Source: RefSeq, a predicted model, not a curated record